AUGGACCUCGCUUCGGAAGGAUCUGCCACUAGGCGGUUCAUCAAGAGUCUUGAGGUACCACCUCCGAAGGGCAACACCUACGCUAUUACUCAAUGGGUCAAUGCCGACCUUAUUCCGAUGGACAGCUCGAGGAGGACUUGGAACGGAUGGAAGAGGUAUGUAGGCUUUGCUAUAUAUAACUACAACACAGGCUCCGCCCUUAUUGCCUACGGUUUGAGUGCCAAGCAGGCACUUGCUGCAGGUAUUCUCAGCCCCAUUGUGCUGGUCACCAUGUGCAUAUUGUGCGGUUGGCCCGGCGGUUCUCAUCAUAUCACUUACACCGUGGUCUGUCGAUUGGCCUGGGGCAUGCGUGGAAGCUGGUUUGCGGUCUUCUUCCGAGUGAUGCCGGCCGUGGUCUGGGACGGCAUUGAGGCCUGGUGGGGAGCUCAGGCCAUAUCGACGAUGAUCGGAACAUGGUCAAUUCGCUGGGCGAACUGGGAACGUCCCCUCGCGAAUGGUACGAUGGAGCUGAAAGACUUCAUCGGUUUCAUCAUUUACCACUUCAUCUUUCUGGGAGUGAUGUGGCUGCCUCCAGAGAAGCUGCAUCGUCCGUUCCACGUCUCCUUCGUCGGGUUCACGAUGGUGAUUAUAGGUCUUGUCAUUUGGUCGACUCACACAGCCGGCGGUGGUGGCCAAUACUUCGCAAGUGAUUACAAACCUCCUUCGGUGUUGGCAGGUUCCAUAGGAUGGGCUUCCGUGUAUGGUGCUACCGCGGUCUUGGGAAAUACGGCGGUUGUGACCAUGGGUGGAUCAGCUUGGUGUCGCUUUGCUAGCGAUAACCGCAGAUCCAUGAUCGCACAAGCCGUCGCCUGUCCCAUUUUCAUCUACGCUGCGUUUGCCCUCGGAAUCCUGGUGACCUCGGCUUCAAGCAAUGUGCUCGGAGAAGCGUACUGGCAGCCGUUCCUACUAUUACGACAGAUCCAAUCACACUACAACAACUCUGCAGGAUCUCGAGCUGCUGUUUUCUUUGCUUCUGCGGCCCUGGCGUUGGCGCAAGUCACUGUCAACAUGAUCUUGAAUAGCGUUGCUGCUGCUAUGGACAUGGCAAGUUAUAGCCCAAAGUGGCUUACGAUCCGACGAUGCAGCUACAUCAUUGCUUGCUUGGGCAUUUGUACCAACCCUUGGCAAAUAACAACGACUGCGGCCACUUUCAUCCAGGUUCUUUCAGGUUUCGGGACGUUCUAUGGUCCCAUCUCCGGCAUCCUGGUGGCGGACUUUUGGAUCGUCAGAAAACGCCUGAUCAAGAUGAGGGACCUGUAUAUCGGAAACGAGGAGAGCAUAUACUGGUACUGGAACGGGUUCAACUGGCGUGCGUUCGUGGCUUUUGUCGUAUCGAUUGCACCCGCGCUCCCCGGCUACAUCAUGAGCUGCGCAAACAUUGACGGGGUGCCCAAUAACGCCAUGAAGCUCUCGCGGCUUGGGUUCAUCAUCGGUUUCGUGGUCGCUGUGGUGGUCUACCCUCUCUUAAACUUCAUCUCCCCGCCGAGAGGUCUAGGGGAGGGUGUGGACCACCAUGAUGAAGACAUGUUCAUCUUACCGAGCGCGUUCGAUCAAAGCAAGCCGACGCAAGGCAAGUACUCGGUCGUCGAAGGCGUGGCUGAUGUCGACUCGAGGGAUAGCGGCAAUGGCCGCGCGGAAAAGAACGUGGUUGAGGCAGAGAAGCGCCUGCCAUUGAACUUCUAA
This is a messenger RNA of Diaporthe citri, 1722 nucleotides long. RefSeq lists its product as uncharacterized. The transcript is spliced from 7 exons. Gene Ontology annotation, cellular component: plasma membrane. NCBI's taxonomy places the organism in Eukaryota, Fungi, Ascomycota, Sordariomycetes, Diaporthales, Diaporthaceae. Gene Ontology annotation, biological process: nucleobase transport; transmembrane transport. The record is from RefSeq and is a predicted model, not a curated record. Bases 1 to 1722 code for a protein of 573 amino acids. Gene Ontology annotation, molecular function: nucleobase transmembrane transporter activity.